This is a messenger RNA of Nycticebus coucang (slow loris), 2311 nucleotides long. Its product is annotated as ras-related protein Rab-6A-like. The transcript has a single exon. Bases 1204 to 1830 code for a protein of 208 amino acids. Lineage: Eukaryota; Metazoa; Chordata; Mammalia; Primates; Lorisidae. Gene Ontology annotation, molecular function: GTP binding; GTPase activity. The record is from RefSeq and is a predicted model, not a curated record.
AGGCUGUGUGGGAGAGCGGCAUCAGUGUGUUUUAAAAGAGCUCCAGGUGAUUCCAAUGUUGAACAAAGUUCAGGAAUUGCUGACACAUACAUCACUACCAUAAUUGCCUGUUUGUAUCAUUUUUUUUGUUUGUUUGUUUGUUUUUGCAGUUUUGGGCCAGGGCCGGAACCGCCACCUCUGGCAUGGGGGGCCGGCGCCCUACUCCUUUGAGCCACAGGCGCCGCCCUGUUUGUAUCUUUUAAAGUCUUUCUAUUGAGUUGUUUGCUUUUUAGUAUUUAUUUGAAAGAGAUUUCUGUUUACUGGGAAAAUUAACCUUCAAUUUAGCAAAUAUUUUUACAAAUGAGUCUUUUAUUAUUGUUUAUGUAGUUUGACAUCUAGAAAUUUAGUAAGUAUAUGGUCAGAAUUACUCAUUUGUUUUCCUUUAGUGCAUCUUAUUAAUAUUGAUAAAAUAAUCAACUGGAUUAUGUUCACAUCUGGAAUUUAUUUUAAUAUAAAGAGUGAGGUAUAGAUCCAGCUUAUUUUUUCCCAAAUGGAAAAAUGGUUAUUUUGUUUUUUCAGAAAAUGGCUAUUUUGUUCAACAUAGUUGAUCAAAUAAUUUUGUCUUUUCCCUAAUAAAUGUGUAAUGCCAUCAUUUUCACAUAUAAAUUUCCUGUAUGCACUUGAACUUGUUUCUAGACUCACGAGGAUUUAAACACUACAGCUUUAAAAUACAUUUACUGGAGGCCCGGGCUCGCCCCGCGCCGCGCCAGGGGCUCGCGCACUCGGCAGGUGGGCUGCGGCGGCGGCGGCGGCGGCCGUGGGAGCUGAGGCGCUGCGCGUGAGAGGUCCCGCACACUUCUGCGGUUCCGGCUCCGCCACCCUCCAUCCGCCUCCCUCACCCCAGUCUCCCGGCGGGGUGCUGAGGAGGGAACGGCUCUAGCCCUGGGAACCCAGAGCACACCCUGUUUCUGACAGCGGCCUGCUUCCCUUCCCAAACGCGGGCUCGCUCGGUGCUCGGCGACUCUGCCGGGAGGCGGCGACGGCGACGGCUGCCUGUCUUUGGAGAGCCCCGCUGCCCUCCAGCCUUGCUCCUCCGCCGGGCCCUGCAGGGGCCGAGAAAGCUCGGCUCCCGGCCUUCCGCUGGCCUUUUUCGUCAGCCUGUCGGAGCAGAGUCGGUCCGGGAGGUCUUUGGGCUGAGGCGGCGGCUGCUCCUCCGGCUCCAUCAUGUCCGCGGGCGGAGACUUCGGGAAUCCGCUGAGGAAAUUCAAGCUGGUGUUCCUGGGAGAGCAGAGCGUUGGAAAGACAUCCUUGAUCACCAGAUUCAUGUAUGACAGUUUUGACAACACUUAUCAGGCAACGAUUGGCAUUGACUUUUUAUCAAAAACAAUGUACUUGGAGGAUCGAACAGUACGAUUGCAAUUAUGGGACACAGCAGGUCAAGAGCGGUUCAGGAGCUUGAUUCCUAGCUACAUUCGUGACUCCACUGUGGCAGUUGUUGUUUAUGAUAUCACAAAUGUUAACUCAUUCCAGCAAACUACAAAAUGGAUUGAUGAUGUCAGAACAGAAAGAGGACGUGAUGUUAUCAUCAUGCUAGUAGGAAAUAAAACAGAUCUUGCUGACAAGAGGCAAGUGUCUAUUGAAGAGGGGGAAAGGAAAGCCAAAGAGCUGAAUGUUAUGUUCAUUGAAACUAGUGCAAAAGCAGGAUAUAAUGUAAAGCAGCUCUUCCGACGUGUAGCAGCAGCUUUGCCUGGAAUGGAAAUCACACAGGACAGAAGCAGAGAAGACAUGAUUGACAUAAAACUGGAAAAGCCUCAGGAGCAACCAGUCAGCGAAGGAGGCUGUUCCUGCUAAUCCCCUGUGGCAUCUUCAACCCUUCUUCAGAAGCUCACUGCUUUGGCCCCUUUACUCUUUCAUUGACUGCAGUGUGAAUGUUGGCUUGAAUGUUUUCCCUUCAGUAAUAACGUAUUGCAAUUCAUCAUUGCUGCCUGUCUCAUGGAGAUGAUCUAUUAGCUUCACAAGCACAAAAAAAGUCAGUGUCUUCAUUAUUUAUAUUUUACAAAAAGCCAAAAGAUUCCAGCAUAUUCCAGUGAUAACUUUAAAAAUUAGAUACAUUUUCUUAACAUUUUUUCCUUUUUUAAUAUUCUGAUCAUGUACUUCAAAUGAUGGAAAUCUCAGCAGUUUGAGUGGCUUGGUUAAGGAGCAAUAUGUUCACUGCCUAUUUGAUCUCGUGCUGCUUUUCUCAACUCCCCUCAAGCCCAUUCCCUGUUCUUAUCCUCCCUCCUUUCCUCAAAACAAACAAGAGGUGGCAAAGCAGCAGUCAGACUAAGCCCAU